CGAGUAGUCGCCGCGAGUGCAGGCGCCCCGCGACUCGCGACCUUACUAUCUGCGCUACGUCGCUACCACGCCACCACUCACUCGAACCGAAUUCGCUCACCGGCCACCGCGCGUUACACGGAAACUAUCACUUUCGCUCCAGAUGACAAUCAAGUUCUAACUAUGAUAACACUGUGAAUUUAUUAGUGUGCACCGUCCGGCUCUACCACCACGGCAGCAUCGCAAGACAUAAAAAUGCCCCAGUGGGCGAGCGCGGAGGGCGGAGGCUCAGAGGCCGAGUCGCCUGACCAAGUGAUGUUGUACUUCGAAGAUGAAACUUCCGAGUACUACGAUAAUAAACCUGAUAUUGCUGAUAAAAUUGAACAAGCUGGAGAUUUCUACGACAGCGGUAGCGGUAGUGAUGAGCAAGUUGUGCGUCGCGUGAGUCGGCCGCGGCGGGCUGCGGCAGGGUCGUCAUCAUCAGCGGCCAGCAGUAGUGGGCCCACGGGCCCCGGCCGAAGACGACGAUGCGGCAUCUCAGCGCGAGAGCGCAACCUCCGUAGGCUCGAAAGUAAUGAAAGAGAACGAAUGCGGAUGCACUCACUCAAUAGAGCAUUUGAGGAUCUCCGACGAGUAAUACCACACGUCAAGAAAGAUAACAGGAGUUUAUCAAAAAUUGAAACUCUUACUUUAGCCAAAAAUUAUGUAAAGGCCCUAACAAAUGCAAUAUGCACAAUGAGGGGAGAAGUACCACGAUACCAAUUUAAUAGUGACGACGAGAAUGUAGAGCCUGUGUUCGUAUUAAAUCGUGACCAGGAACAAAACAAUAACGUGCCAAGUGAUCAGGACCGAGAAGACUCCAGCCCUGGCUCCCGAAGUUGCCUCUGACAAAGACGUACUAGUCCCCGCUUCGCCUCCCUCGUGUCCACCGCCCGCUCUCCAACUGUAUCGACGUGAACAAACUCAAACAAAGGAAUGAUGAACUUAUGCAUACAUCGUGCAUCGUCUUAGUAUGUGUCCAUAUUAUACUUAAUUACCCAUAUCUCAUUAGUAUUCUUGAUAUGAAAAAAAUUGUAAGUAUUAUUUUCCCAAUAGGUUCGCGAAAAGUAUUUAUGGCAAAUAUCACUUGUAGAGUUGUAGCGCCCGAUCCAAAUUAAUGUAAAGGUACAUAGUACGGGGCUAAAGGAUAUACUGAGGCAAAGAACAAAAGUAAUAAGAAGCGAGUUAAGCGUUUAAUCAAAUAAGAUACGGCCAGAGAAAAUUAUUUUGAUAAAGUUGGUUAAUUAAAAAGUAUUAUGCAAGCUGAUGCUACGAAGAUUAUUAAAGUUUACAAGUAACUCGAUACCUGUAAGAACAUUGACACCCAAAGACCAAUGGUACGAAUUAAUUGCUAGAUGUAUAUUAUAUAAUC
Messenger RNA from Spodoptera exigua (beet armyworm), 1390 nucleotides. The record is from the annotation of a GenBank genome assembly. NCBI's taxonomy places the organism in Eukaryota, Metazoa, Arthropoda, Insecta, Lepidoptera, Noctuidae.